This is a messenger RNA of Bradysia coprophila, 1947 nucleotides long. RefSeq lists its product as uncharacterized. Lineage: Eukaryota; Metazoa; Arthropoda; Insecta; Diptera; Sciaridae. The record is from RefSeq and is a predicted model, not a curated record.
AUGAAUACCUAUAUUUCGGGUCUCGGUUUGACCCAUCAUCAGGCUAUCAGUUACAAAAAUGAGUUAGCUGACGAGAUCCGUGCCAAAGUCAUCAACGUAACAACUAAUUUCACACAAGAAUACAAGCGAUCUAAGAACGCCGAUAAAUGUUUGCUGUUGCUAGUAAACCGAACGAAAAAAUAUCUAGCUGACAAUAAACAAAUUGUGGUCAUAAAUGCCGACAAAGGUAAGAAGACAAUUAUCACAAACCGAUCCGAGUAUGACGCAGGAAUGGAGAAAUUAGUUAGUGACAGCGAUACGUAUACAAAGACGAGAAGAGACCCGACUAUAAGAAUUGAAACUCAAGUCAACGAUCUGGUAACAUCAUGGCGCCUUAACAACAAGAUCGACGAUGAAAAGGAGAGGUACAUGAAAACGCAUAACAGUGUAGCUCCAGCGGUAUAUGGACUGGGUAAACUUCACAAAAAGAAACCCGGAGAAACUAUGCCAUUAAGACCAGUAGUGUGUACAAUCCAAUCUCCUACGUACAAAAUCAGCCAAAUGUUAGCCAAAGUGUUUGGUGACAUGACGAUCGAAUCGCCUUACCACGUGAAGGAUAGCUGGCAGUUUGCAAACGACAUCAAAAAUGUGAAAAUUCCGAGUGGAUACAAGCUGAUAUCACUAGAUGCAACGUCGCUAUUCACAAACAUCCCUACAUCGCUAUGUGUAACAGCAAUAAAAAACAGAUGGAGCCAAAUCAAACCACACACUUUCCUGACCCAAAAACAGUUCAUCGAAGUGGUGAGAUUGAUAACAUCAGAAUCGUACUUUCGGUACAAAGACGAUUUCUACCUGCAGCAAUGUGGCCUAGCGAUGGGAAAUGCAAUAUCCGGUUUCCUAGCCGACAUGGUAAUGGAAGACCUGGAAAAGAAAGCGUUAAGAAACUUGCCAUUCGACACACCUUUCUACAAAAGGUACGUAGAUGACAUCAUCGUAGCAAUACCAGAGAAUGAGAGCGAAACGAUACGCAACGAAUUCAACAAACACCACAAACGACUAAAGUUCACCAUCGAGGAAGAAGCUGGAAAACAAAUUAAUUUUCUCGACAUGACACUAAUGAGAUCGACAAGCGGUGAAAUAACAACAAAAUGGUACCAGAAAGAAAUCGCAUCAGGAAGAUAUUUGCAUUUCGAUGGACACAACCCGAUGACCCACAAGAGAAAUGUUGCAACCGCAAUAACCGAUAGAGCGAUCGCAUUUACGAACCCAGUCGAUCGCCCAAAGAGUCUGUUGAAAGUGAAUGAACUGCUAGCUGAAAAUGGAUAUCCCAAGCCGUUUGUGUCAAAAAUAAUCAAGAACAGAGUCGAACGUUUCUACAAUGGAAAGCCCAACAUAGAAAAACCAAAACAACGGUUCAUUGCAUCACCCUACGUCCCCGGACUAUCUGAGAGACUAAAGAAAGUUUUAAGUCAAUACGACCUGACUUUGAGCUGCAAGACAACAAAUAAGAUCGGAGAUCUAUACACGAGAAUGAAAACUGAUUCAGCGAAAGGCGCCUGGGAUGCGUUAUGUAACCAUCAUAAGAAAGCCACGUUCUCCACCAAAAUACGUCUAUUACGAAAAUUGUACCACGAAAUCCUUCCCAAGAAUGGCAACAUGGAGGAACAUCUAUCGAAAUUAACGGAAUACUACGACGAUUUGUGCGAAAUCGACCACGUUAUAGACGAUCAACAAUUUGUAUCGAUCGUUAUGACGAGUGUUGGAGAAGAUUACGAUGGUCUCAUCACAGCAUUGGAUUGCAGAGACGAAAACGAUCUAACCUUCGAUCUGGUCCAAUCAAAACUAAUGGACGAGUAUGAACGAAAAAAGAAAGUCGAUGAUUUUCCAUUCGAAGGGGAAUCUGUAUCCGUGACAGUUAAUCUCAUUGCAUCUGUGGAAUCAGAUGAUGAUUAUGAUUAUUCGUUUUAA